CCGUACAAUACGGUGUCGGUAUUUGCCAGCGUUAUCACGAACUAGCGUGUGGGUCGUGGAAUCAUCAACAAAUAUCUAACGUUAAGUGUUUUAAAAGUUGUAUAGUACAAAUUCAAGCAUGGCAGAUCCAGGAGCAUUUCCAGACAGCCAUACUACCUCGACGUACACAACUACAACAACUCAGCAAGCAGCACCAGCAAGCUACCAGUUUACUGUCGACACAGGUUAUGUCAAAUCCGUACCUGGUAUCUUGAAGAUUGUAGAGAUUAUUGUUGGAUUUCUCUACUGGACAGUUGUGGCCAGUUAUUCUUUCUACUUCGGUGGCUAUAGCUGGAUAAUCUUUGUUGCAGUGACUGCCUGGGUCUUCACACUCAUACUAUUUCUCUUAUUCCUCUUUCAACUUGCCCAACGUGUGACCAUUAUCAACUGGGUGCUCACGGAGCUGAUCAACAAUGCUGCAGAUUGCUUGCUACAUUUUAUUGCUGCUAUAAUUAUCAGUGUACGUGCUGGUCAGCUGAGUAUAUUACCUGAACAUGGGAAGCUAGUAUGGGGCUGUCUUUGUGGAUGGACCCUUGUCGUCCUCUAUGGCCUCAGUACAUUCUUCAACUUCCGUGACUUCCAAGCCAUGGGUGGAACAAGCAGCCUGCGUUUCCCUGGCCAGCAGACUACCAUGGCCACUACCACUACCACCACAACCACUGUGGUUCAACAACAAAGCACUGGACCUGCAGACGAGAAGGUCCAGGACCCUCCCCCGUACCCCGGGGGCCCAUUCUAGAUGUACAACCGUCACAUCAUCUGUGGAGAAGCAGAAGUGGUCAUUUGGGGAGGGGAGGGGGGGUGAUAAGGUGAAUUUAAUUUAGUCAUAUUGCCAUUGUGAAGGCUCACCAAUGCAGCUGUUCAUUGCAUAGUAAUGCAGAAUUCAGCGGUACUGUGUUAACCCAUUUCCUACUGGAACUGGGUGAUCCCUGCACAAAACCUAUGGGAAGCAAAGAAUUUGGUAGUCAACUAGUUGAAGGUCAGGGAAAUGUUGUAUGUAUGUGAUAUAUUCAAGUGAAAAGACAUUGUAAUGCUAAAUCAUGCACAAAAGUAAUUAAAAAAAUCAAAUUUGUUGAAGUUCAAUCAAAGAUUGAUAUUGGAUAAUCAUCAAGAAUUGUUUUGGUUUGGGUUUUUAGAGGAUGGUUUAGACCACUUUGCCACAGUUUAUGUUUACUACAGUCAACAUAUGGUCGAUUGGGCUACGAUUUUUCUUUCAAUUCAGGGGGCCUUGUAGGUUGAUAUGGGCUACGAUUUUUAUGCUUUUAUUAUACAUGGUAAUCAGGCGAUCUGCAGUCCACUAAGGAAAGCAACUGAUUUUUUAUUCAAAAUUGAUUCUUUUUUUUUGUGGGGGGGGGUGUGUUCUGUUUGCUCUUCAUGAUGCUAAAGGAAUUGAAGUCUCUAUUUAUAUAGACAUUUUAAAAGCAAGUAACUAUAUAUUUCCACAUUAAACAGUGCCACAUUUUUUCUCAUAUACUAAAAAAACUCAAUUCCUCAGAGUUGGUUCCUUUUGUAAGUGGAUGGCAAAAAUGUGUUUGGCGUUGUGAAUGGCACGAAGAUAAAAAUGUUUUGAGGGUGUACAAAAGAUCCUACAAUAUGGUUUUGGUGUUAAUGAAGGUGUUGGUGUUAGUGAAGAGGCCAUUGAUCAAGGUGCUGUAAAACAGGCACCAAAUUUGAUCCUGGGUUAAAAUGCUUUUGAUGUCAUGUUGUUGAUAGUUAGCACUGAAUGGUGUCAGUGACCAGUUUCAUUUCAGUUUUUAAGGUGUUAUCCUGACACCAGUACUUAUCUGCAACACCAAACUUGAAAUCCCUCACUGUGUCAUUUAUCUUUGCUAUUAUUACCUGUAUUUCAGGGUUUUCGGACUUUCUGGUGUCAGGUGACAUGUUGGAAAUGUGUAUAUAUAUAUUUUCCUGUAGAUUCCUUGAAAUACUGUAGAAUGAUAUAUAUUGAUUCUCAUCAAAUCAAGUUCUAUCAAGUUUAUAUUUAUAAAGCAUGAUGAUAUCAUGUUCAGGGGGGCGUUUCAUGAAAGAACUUGUCUGACGUUUUAUCCGUCAGUUACCAUAAGAACAGUGCCUCUCAGCCAUU
Lytechinus variegatus (green sea urchin) is the source of this 2122-nucleotide messenger RNA. Its product is annotated as plasmolipin-like. Lineage: Eukaryota; Metazoa; Echinodermata; Echinoidea; Temnopleuroida; Toxopneustidae. The transcript is spliced from 5 exons. Gene Ontology annotation, cellular component: membrane. The coding region runs from base 119 to 778 and encodes 219 amino acids. The record is from RefSeq and is a predicted model, not a curated record.